This is a messenger RNA of Thalassophryne amazonica, 5931 nucleotides long. RefSeq names its product rho guanine nucleotide exchange factor 28-like. Bases 185 to 5689 code for a protein of 1834 amino acids. Gene Ontology annotation, biological process: regulation of Rho protein signal transduction. Lineage: Eukaryota; Metazoa; Chordata; Actinopteri; Batrachoidiformes; Batrachoididae. Gene Ontology annotation, molecular function: guanyl-nucleotide exchange factor activity. The record is from RefSeq and is a predicted model, not a curated record. The transcript has 40 exons.
AGGAUGCUAUCAGGGAAGGACCAGCAAGCACGCCAACCUAUCAGCGUUUAAUAACUUGUGGCUUCCACCUCUACGUGAAUUUUCCGUCCACAAGAGGACAAUGAAUUAAACGAGUGAGCCUUUUCUCAUGCUGACUUGAUGCGCUCUGUUAAAUCUGUCCGUCGCUGCUGGAGUUCCUCUGAAGAUGGAGCUGAGCAGGAAGAAGGUGCCUCUAUAUGGCCAGGCAAAAGUAUUUGCUUUGCUAGAGGAUUUGGAUCCAGUGCCAGAGGAUGCAGAGGUCUACAUUGUUCUCGAAGGAUCCACACUGGUCCAUAUCAUGCGGGCUCAGAGUGAUGUGAUGCUCUGCUUUAUAGUUCCUGGACAUAACUUGGCUGAAGUGGUCUCUGUCCAGGCAUACCUGUGUUCCGAAACCACAUCCCUCACCUGGGUGGGUGGAGCCUCCUUGGAGUAUGUCCAAGAUGAUGCUCAGGAUCUGGCAGAGCACCUGAUAAACAAUGGACAUUGUCUGAGCUCCAAAGAUCACGAAGAACUCAGCAGCAUCUUCAACCUGGGCCAGCAGAGCUCUCGUUGGGCUAUGGAUCACCGUGUCGCCUUGGCAAUGGCGAACUUGGAUUUUCCACUAAAGUGGAAUGUCCUGGGUAGCCACAGUGGAGAUGAUCAAAAUCCCAGGGAGUCUGUCCUCCACCUGGUUGUGCGUUGGGGUCUGUGCCGUUUGGCGGAGCUGCUGCUUUGUCAGCCUGGGGGUCUUCUGGCUGUCAAUCUGCAGAACGAGGAGGGAGUCACACCUCUGCAGCUGGCGCAGGCAGCAGGAAACAGAGAGCUCCUGGAGCUACUGACACACCCACCCAACCCUCUAGCCACACCUCCAGCUGGUCUGUCUCAGGUGUGGGCAGCCCGGUCCCGCUUACUGAGGUUCUGUCAUGACACGGGAAACCUGACAGUGACUGUCCGACAAAACCCGAAAUGGAGCUCAGAGGAGAGCCGGCAUGCUGACAUCCGACUUCUAAAAAACAGGCUCAGAGACGACAAGUUCCUCAGGGAGAUCAAAGCACUAAAAAGGGACAAAGUGGAAACUGUCUUAAGCAAAGAAGAGCUUGUGGACAAUCCUGCAGAGAACGAUGCACUGUACCUUGACAUCAAUGAGGGAAGCUCAACUACAGAAGAAAAUGAGUAUGAAGAGCCGCUUAUAUUUUGCCUGAAUGAGGAUGACGAAGAGAGCGACCAGUCCCAGUCUGAAUUUGAGAAAAACAAGUUAAUAAAAGAGAGCCAGGCCUCAUCGCCGACGCUGGCUGCCGCCGCCAGGCUGUCAGCAAUGAUACACGGCAAAGACCAAGUCUACGCAAAUGCCAUGCUGGUGGACCAGGUGGAUGAUGUAGACAUUAAGUACCGCUCUCCAGACGAGGAUGAAAUGGGCUCGACACCACUUCUUGGAAGCCCAUGCUGGGACACCAUCCCUGGGUCUCUCCCUAGCUCAGGAAGCUGCCCCCAUGGACAGCACCCAUCACCACCAGAGAAUGGGGAAAGGGGCAUGCAGGGCCACAACCUUCAGAACCAAAGGGAGCCCUCCCCUCACUUCUCUCCCUCCUCUCCUUUUACUGUUUCUCGUUUGUUCCAUGGAGGACAUAGAGUCCAGACGCCUGUCUCUCCCCCUUUCGGACACAUGGGAUCACACUUACCCGAAUCAAGCCGAGGUCUGAGUCCGAGUCUUGAAUGUGACAGUGAAGAGGAGAACAUACUGGGACAUUCUUACCCUUCCUCGUCUUUCAAGCAGCAGUCCAUCCUGCGGUCCAGCUCAGGAGAGGAGAGGGACUCUUUUGACAUGUCCCCCGACUUAAACCGGACACACUCUGACAGCACACACAAGUCCACCAAGAACCCAGAGGAAAGCGAGGUUCGCCUGCGCUCCUAUUCCUACUCCUCCCCCAAAGCCAAACAGCCACGGCCGCUGCUAAAUAGAGAUGCAGCCAUCACUGACCUGGCAGAGGAUGGAGCAAACAGCAGCGGUGGCUGUUCUCUCCUUCAGGCUUUAUCUCUCUCUAAAUCCCUUUCUCGUCUCAACCAAGUUAAGCAGAAGGCAUUCAGCUUGACUGAGCCGCCCAGAGAAAAGAGGGUUUUGGGUUUCCGUAAGCGGACCCAGUCAGCAGAGGAGGAGAACAGCGCAUCACUCCAACACCUCACCCUCACAGAGUUCCUCAAAGAGAUUGAGGAUGAGGAGUGGGAUAAAUACAUCAUCCCUUCUAAGGUGGAGUCUGAGAAAUACAAAGUCAGCCGCACAUUGAGCUUCCUGAAGAGCAGGAUGUCCAGCACACGCAACAAGACCAAGGUGAAGAGCAAAGGAAUGAAGGAAGUAAAGGAAAUGACAGGAACGGCUAAUGGGCACCAGUUUGUUCCUGUGUCCCUGUCUGGUUCUGUUCUCUGUGUAGCCUGUGACAAGUCUGUUUCUGGGAAGGAGCUGUUGCAGUGCUCCAACUGUCUGCUGAGUGUUCAUAAGGGCUGUCGAGACUCAGCUACAGCGUGUUUGAAGAGUUUUGUGGGGCCACAGAAGCCACAGGACAGGAAUGCAUCAAUGGUAAAAAGCAAGACUAUGCCUCUCCCACAUAGCAGUGCAAAAGAUCCACCCCCCCUCUACACCACUUCUUCCUAUUCUUCAAUCCCAACACUGAGCAGAGAAAUGAGAGAAACAACGGCCCUUCUCACCAAGAGCCUCUCCAUCCCUGUAGAUAGCAGACAUGUGAGUGACACGGCAGCAGUGGACGGUGACUUCAAUGUGACAGCGUGGACCAGCUGCUCAGUGGUUGAUGAAGGAACAACAAACAUGAUCAUCCCCCCGUGUGCCGAUGCUCCCAACACCACAGAGGCAGAAGCUGAUGCACCUGUACUGAGCGAUCUCUCAGCUGACCUGCUGGGGCUUGAGGUGGAGUCAUGGAGUCUCACUGUCACUCCAGAGUUCCGCAGACUGCAAGACAAACACACUGUCAAACGACAAGAUGUCAUUUAUGAGUUGAUGCAGACUGAGCUGCACCACAUCCAAACCCUGAUGGUGAUGUCAGAAAUAUUCAGGAGAGGCAUGUUAGAGGAGCUGCAGCUGGACUGUGACUGCGUGGCGCGGAUCUUUCCCUGUUUGGACCCUCUGCUGCACUUCCACAGGAACCUCUUUGGGGCACUGCAGGAACGUCGACAGAUCAUGGCCCAACCUGACAACUACCGAAAUUACCUCAUCCAUCAGAUUGGAGACAUACUGCUUCAGCAGUUCUCAGAUGAAAAUGCUGAGAAGAUGAAGCAGUUGUAUGGAGAGUUCUGCAGUCAUCACAAAGAGGCUGUGAGUGUCUUCAAAGAACUGCAGCAACAAAACAAGAAACUACAAAACUUUGUCAAACAACAGAGCAAUAACUCUCUGGUCAGGCGGAGAGAGGUUCCAGAACUCAUCCUGCUGGUCACUCAGCGCAUUACUAAAUACCCGGUGCUGUUGGAAAGGAUAUUACUGUACACUCAGGAAGGAAGUCAGGAACACAGUGACUUGUUCAGUGCGCUGGCUCAGAUACGUGAAGUCAUCACCACUGUUGAUUUAACUGUCAGUAAGUACGAGAGGUGUCAGGAGCUCCAGCAAGUGCUGGCCCGUCUGGAGAACAAGAGCUUUACCAAACUCAAGAAUGGCAGGGUGUUCCGAAAACAGGACCUGCACAGCCAACACAGGAACCUACACCACAAAGGACUGGUCUACUGGAAGACUGCCACUGGACGCCUGAAAGAUGUUUUGGCACUGCUGCUCACAGACGUUUUGGUUUUCCUGCAAGAGAAAGACCAGCGCUUUGUGUUUGCUGCUGUGGACCAGAAGCCUGCAGUCAUUCCUCUGCAGAAACUCAUCGUUAGAGAGGUAGCUAAUGAAGAGAGGGGGAUGUUCCUGAUUUCUGCCUCCUCUGUGGGACCAGAGAUGUAUGAAGUUCUCACUACCACCAGAGAAGAGAGGAAUGCAUGGAUGAGACACAUACGUCAAGCUGUAGAGAGUUGUCCUGAGGAGGAAGAGGAAGAGGAGAGGAGUUCCGAGUCAGAGGAGGCGAAAAAAGUUGCAGAAGCAAGAAUUCAGAAGAUUCAAAAGUUCCAUGAGACUCUGCUGGGUCAGGACCGGCGUAUCUGCGGAAGCCUGGAGGAGAAGCUGCAGCUCUAUGCGGAGCUUACUGAGCUGACUCUCCACUCACCAGAACCUGUGCCACAUCGCCAUCUGCUGGUGCAGCCAGUUGCUGACAGCGACAUACAUCAGCCGGCCUCCACGCUGCUUACAGCUGCCUUGAGAGAAGCGGAGAAUCUGAUCAGUAUUCUGCAGGCACGCGAUGGUCUUUCUGUACAAAGCCGGAGCUCUUCUUUGGGAGGACCAGAGUGCUGCAGCUAUAACAGUCAUGGGAGCAGCACGCAGGAGUCGCCUUCUGAACCAGAUUAUCUGAGCGCACUCAGUAUGAGCUCCACCUCUCUUGGCUCUGAUACUGAGGUGACUGGGAUGGAUGGAGUUUUGUGGGGUUCUGCUGUGGAGGUGAAGAGUGGGGAAACCAAAGGGACACUGUUAAAGGUGGCAGAGAGUGUGCAGAAUCUGACUCAGCUUCUCUACAGUCUGCAGGCUGCUGUGACCCUCCAGGACAGCUGCUAUGAAGUGCAGAAACUCCUCCUUCAAGAGGGGGAACAGCCGCAGCUCCGGACCCUCAGUUCCCUUCAGAACAGUCUGGAGCAAGAAAGGCAGAGGAGUGCUGAUAAGGCAGAAAAGAAGAGUUCAGAGAGGAAAAAGGAAGAGGUGGAUGAAGUGCAGAAACUUUAUGUCAAGUUGAAACAAGAGCAGCAGCGUUUUGAUAAAGAGUGUUUGUCCAAGGAGAAACAACAGAAUGAGCAGGAGAGUGCGCUGCUACAGCGGGAGCAGCAGUGCCUCCUGGAGGCCGAGCGUCUGCGUUGUGAGCGUGAGGAGCUAGAAGCUCAGCUGCUGGAGUAUCAGCACAACCUGAGCCGACUGAAGGAGGGCCAGAGGAGUGUGGAAAGGGAAAAGGAGAUGAUUGAAGCCCAGCAGAGGCUCCUUCAAAGUUGGAGACACAACCGCCAGAGCAGCCUGCCUGUUACAAUCCCACUGGAUGGAUACAAGGUGCCUGCCCACAGUCGCUCCAGCAGUCUGGAUGGUAGCUGUUCAGUGUACAAAAAUGAGGUAGCUUUGCUCGCUUCCCUCCAACAGAACCACCUCCGUCAGCCCACCAACAACAACCAGCACCAGCAUCUCCUCUCUGUACCACCAAAGAACCACGACGGCUCGCUGCACAGCCCCAGCUUUGGUGCCAACUUCAGUCUCAGUGCCAGCCUCUACAACAGCCUCAACACUUUGCUGAGCCAUAGUCACAGCAAACCACCUCCAGAUGCUCCCACCUACCCAAACUACAGUAACUUUAACAGCUGCUCCAGACCUCUGAACGAAUCCGUUCACCCAUUCAGCAGGACAGUCGCUACACAACCACAGACAACCAUCAACAUGGACUUCAGCCCACCAUUUGACAGACGGUCCCUGAGUCCCUGGAGGUCGGAGGUCACAGGUGACGGACUAUACGAAGAUAACUACCUUUCUUCUCCGUCUCUUACACCGCUCCUUCCCCCGCAGUCCUACCUCUCUCUGGAAGGCCAGCACGGAGAGGAGGGAGGCGAGGAGAACAUAGUUUAUUUCUGAAAAUUAUUCAUGCAAGUAUUCGGACUUUGACAACGGGACUGUCAUGUAGCUGUUGUUUUUAUGUGUUUGUGUGUGGUUGCAUGUUUUUCCAUCUUAACGGUAUGGAUGUUAGCAUUGUUUUCUUUCUAAUGUUACUACGGUCAGGAUGAUCAUAUAAGAAAGUACACAGUUAUUUGUGCCUUUAUCAGUGUGGUGGCCGUUCUUAUUCUUCUUCCUCUGUAUUCAAGCCGUUGUGCCUUGUU